This is a messenger RNA of Anneissia japonica, 3876 nucleotides long. RefSeq lists its product as uncharacterized. Bases 354 to 1913 code for a protein of 519 amino acids. Lineage: Eukaryota; Metazoa; Echinodermata; Crinoidea; Comatulida; Comatulidae. The record is from RefSeq and is a predicted model, not a curated record. The transcript has 2 exons.
UAGUCUUUUGAGAACAUUUUCCAGAAAAAAUUAAUGUGAUACGACCCUCUGUUAUGGAGUUAUGAAUUUUUAGAUAACAUGAGGACAAGAAUUUAGCCUCAAUGCUUAUCUUAUUUCUGUUAGUUAUGCACCAUUGACUUGGGUUGUUUGUAAUCACCUCAAGAUGUCUACCGAUUCGUGGAAAAGGCCUAUUGUUAAAGAACAAAAAACAGGCAGCUAAAAAUAAAACCUGUGGAAUUUCCUCAGCAUAAAAUUUCAAUUAUUGUACAACGCAACAUCAAGAAAUGAUCUUUGCAAUAUAAUUAGGUCCUACAGAGUGAAUUUUGUUGAGUGACACACGCAAACAAAAAUAGAUGGCACUCAAGGAGUUUCUGAAACAUGUCGACCAGACGUAUUGUAACCUUCACUCAGACCCAGACACUGUUGACCACAUAUACAGAGCAACAAAACAAAUCGUUCAACAUGUGAUGGAUGAGAUAGGAAGAAGAAAACCUCACCUGAAUAUCAAGGAAGUCAUAAGUGUUGGCAGUUUUGUAGAGGGAACCAAGAACUGUUCUCCAAAUGAGUUUGACUUUAUGGUGUGCUUUGAUUUCCUUUCUAGGAAGGAAAACAUAUGGAUAGAGGGUGUUGAUGGGUGUAAACCGGGCUACAUGGUAGCUUUUCUUAAUGUCAAAAGUGAUGAUGAUAGAAUGUUCUACAUAAUUAGACAGCUCUAUGAUGAUAUUUGCUGCAUUCACCAUGUGGGGGUGCGUAGAGAAUUCAUUAAGGUUCUCGGUGAGGUUAUUACGCCCUUGUCAAAGAAGAAAAUGUUGACACCACAAGGUAUCUUAGUCUUGAAAGGUUCAGAGUUUCUAGCUCUAAAACUAGAAUGGCACAAGUUCAAGGAUGAGUAUAAGGGACCUGAUAUUUAUAGUGGACUUUGUGAAAGGGACAUACAUUUAGAAACACACUAUUCACUGGAUAUUGAUGUUGAUAUAAUGCCAGCAGUUUCUGUAGAGGACUUUUCUCUUUUAAGUGACAUCCAUGGGUUCCCAACCCACAUAGCUGAAAUUCUGGAAAAUCGAAAGUUCCAUCUUGUGUGUAAAGAGUCAGGGCAAUCACCUAAUGCACCUUAUCUCCACAUUUCCCAUGCCACUACAGAGGUCUUUCUGGUGAGCCAUCUCAACCCCAUCCACAAACAAUGCUACAAGUUGCUGAAGUAUAUUUUUACACAUGGCACAGAUACCAACAGACCAAUAAAAGACAUUAACUUGUCUUCUUAUGUGUUUAAAAAUGCAGUUCUUUUUCAUGAAUAUGACAAGCUGUGCUCAGGAACUCCAGAUACUGUGACAUGUUGCAUCGAGAUUAUACAGUACAUCAGAGCCACAUUAAGGCAGGGCGUGUUUCCUUCAUUCCUGAUGAGAACAAUGAAUGUGUGGGGCCAGUACUAUAAAGUUCCAAUUGCUUCUGGCUGGAGGCCAACAGAUCUAGAUGAAGAAAUUAAUAGGUUUGACUGGUCCCUUGUGCUGUGGUUUCAGCUUUGGAGGCAAUUUCUCGGCAAGGCACUAACAAUUUUUCAAAAAAUAGAAAUGCAGUUGCCAACAGCAGAACCUGAAUCCCAGGAAAUCAGCAUUUCACCAGAGGAUCCGGUGUCAAACUGCCAUGAAAUAGUAAUAUAUGUUUCAAAUAAGUAUGAACCAUUUCUUAAAGAGUUUGCUAUUUUGAGAAAGGAUGCAUCAGUCAUUAUAACCGAGUAUUCUAAGACUAUAUAUGACAAGACAGAAAGUGUACCGGGCAAGCCUCCUUCAGAAAGAAUUUGGGAGUUGGUUCUGCCUAAAUUUCCAGAAUAUCUCAUUAGAAUUGAAAGAAAGUGUAGUAGGAAAUUAAGCAUCCCAAAAGAAAAUUUUGAUGAAGUGAAAAUAUUGGACAGUUGAGAAGCCUUUCUGACUAGGAAGCACCACAAUUUCCAAAGUCACACUAAGAGUGGUUUUUUAUAUACCACAUACAUAGAUUCUAGGCAUCUGAUUGGUUAAGAAGCAGGCAAUAGAAACUAUAGAAAGUAUGUACUAUUUCCCUAUGGCAUAGCACUUUUUUGUCCUGCCGCGCGAUGUGCAAUCUCUAGGCUGCAUUGCUAUGUACAAAUGGUAAAGGAGACACGACCUCUACGACGCUGAGGGAGAUUGGCUCUCUGACUGUCUAGGCCUAGUAAGUAAGCCUCCUAAUUAUUGUGUGUUCAAUUUUCAUUAAUUUUUUAGGUCUCGUAGAAUCUAUGUAUGAGGUAUAUAAAACAAAUAUUGACCGCUCUAGAUAUGGGGAGCGGAGAAAUCUAUAGCAAAAGAAAUGUUUGUAUAAUAUAUCUGCAUGUAUUUUUAAUAUUACUUAAUCACAUAUAGCUACUCUGUAAAUUUGAGAUAGGUGGGUGGGUGUGGAAAUAAUACCACAUAACUUAUAAAUAUCAAUGUGUAUUGAAGAUACAUUUGUGAAUAUUAUUAUUCAUCCAGGUAAGUAUAGUAUCAAUGUAAGGAAAUAAAUCUUUUCUACUGGACUUUGCAUGUAUUAUCCCUCACAGGGAAAUAGGCUGGUUUUGGUAUUGGGGGAAGGGGGAUGUGAAAAAUAAGAAUUCCUGUUUAACAUGCCCUGAUCAUCACAAAAACCCAUACAAACCAGAAUUAAUAUUGUCAGCAUGUGACGAAAUAUCCACAUGAGUGUCAGUUGCCAUGGUAACUGCGUGUCGUGCUGGGAUUACAAAGCCCUAAUUAUUUUUUGCACUAACAUUGACUGAAAUUAUAUUCCUUAUUUCUUUAUUUAUGAUCAGGUGGGGUCGGGUGGUUCAUGAGACUCACUUCGCAGAAAAAUUAAAUAAAUGUUUAUUUUGUACAUUUUAGUCCAACACUGUCAAAAUUACAGUUUAAUGUUAUAUAAGAACAAGAAUUUUAUUACAAAUCAUAAAUUUUCAUUUGCCAUAACUUUUAAUUUUGUUGAUCAAUUUUCAAGAAUCAAAUUGUAGUUUACAGAAGCACUUAACAAGCUUGUGGUCAAAAGAAGUCAGAUGUAACAGACAAUAUUGCGGAUUACCCAAAAAUUAAUAAAAUGGUAACUAAAACUGUAAAAUGUGUGGCACGCAUAGACUAAUAAUUGACGGCUGUACAGGUAAAACUAAUCUUGGAUUGCCGAUGCCACAGUUAAAAUCAAAGGACUAUACACAAACGCUGUGUUCGCUAGUGGAGAUGUGCAUCCUGUUGUUGAAUUGCCUUGAUAUAUGCAACUUAGUGAGAAAGAUACAUACACUUUACUCAACUCAUGUUUUGCUUGGCCAAUUUUACUCAACUCAUGUUUUGCUUGGCAUAAAUAUCAACAAUUCUCUGAAAGUACCUGUACAGUAUAUGACAGAUAACAUUGAAACUUAUAUACAGUACAUACAUACAUUAUUUAAGAAUUUUACUUCAUUAUUAUAAUUAUCAUAAUGAUUCAUAUCAUAUGGCAAGGCCAAUUUCCAUAUGUUUACAGUGUGAAAUUGCAAUCAACCUACUGGUUGGCUUUGCUAUGUGAUAAUGAACAAAUUCAUGUUAAGUACUGUAAUCAGUAACCACAACAGGAAGAAUAACAUAUUUAGGGAAAUUAGAAUAAAAUUUUAUUUGAAUACAGUUAAUUUAUUGCAUAAACAUACAAAAAAAAACCUGUGGAAAUUAAAGAAAAAAGCUGAAUUUAGACUUCCUUGGUGCCAUCAUCAUUAUGGUUCUUCACCAUGAUAAUGAAUAUUGAUGAUGGGAGUAAUAAUGAUGACAAGAAUGAUAACUUACAAACUUUGAGUUGUCUCUAUUGCAAAUGAAUAAUAUUAGCAUUUGUAGCCAUUAAUUUAUUUAUUAUACUGCAUCAUAACCUCCAAAUGGUAAAUUU